Oncorhynchus mykiss (rainbow trout) is the source of this 7881-nucleotide messenger RNA. Its product is annotated as phosphatidylinositol-3,5-bisphosphate 3-phosphatase MTMR3. Gene Ontology annotation, biological process: phosphatidylinositol dephosphorylation; regulation of autophagy. The record is from RefSeq and is a predicted model, not a curated record. Gene Ontology annotation, molecular function: metal ion binding; phosphatidylinositol-3,5-bisphosphate 3-phosphatase activity; phosphatidylinositol-3-phosphate phosphatase activity. Lineage: Eukaryota; Metazoa; Chordata; Actinopteri; Salmoniformes; Salmonidae. Gene Ontology annotation, cellular component: membrane; cytoplasm.
UGGCGAUUCGCAGCGAUGGCGACUCGAUUCUUCUACGGGACGUAUUGAAACUGGCCUCGGAUAUGACAAAUGUAUUUCCUAACGUGUAAUUUAUUGCAAACCCAGUGCACGGAUCUUCAACUGGAUCAUUAACGUUUCUAUUGUAAUUGCUUUCUCUCUGAAUUCAAUGUCUUCACUAACUGAAAUUUGCAAAACAGGAUCAUCAGGAUAGCACCUCAUCUGUUGCUUGUUCUCUUUUGACUUAUAUUUGGGGUCCAGUGAAGAAGGCCUGUGUUCCUUGUCCAGUGACCCACACUCCUUCACAAGGGCCAUGGAGGAGGAGGGGCCGCAGAGCAUGGAAUGUAUCCAGGCCAAUCAGAUCUUCCCCAAGAAGCCCCCAGUCCUGGAGGAGGGGAGCCUGCAGGUGCCCUUUCCCGAGCUGCAUGGGGAGUUCACAAAGUACGUGGGGAGAGCGGAGGAUGCAAUCAUCGCCAUGUCCAGCUACCGCCUCCACAUCAAGUUCAAAGACUCCAUCGUAAAUAGUGACAGUUGUUGUGAGGUGUCAGUCCCUCUGCAGCUCAUAGAGACUGUGGAGUGUCGUGACAUGUUCCAGCUCCAUGUCACCUGCAAGGACUGUAAGGUCGUCAGGUGUCAAUUCUCCACCUUAGAGCAGUGUCAGGAGUGGUUGAAGCGGCUGAACGCUGCGGUCCGCCCUCCGUCUUGCUUGGAGGACCUCUUCUCCUUCCCCUUCCAUGCCUGGUGUGUGGACGUGUAUGCCGGGGAGAAGGAGCAGCACGGGGAGCUGUGCAGGCCAGGAGAGCAUGUGACCUCCUGGUUCAAGAAUGAGGUGGAGAGGAUGGGCUUCGACACUCAAAACGCCUGGAGGAUAUCUGACAUCAACAGCAAGUUCAGGCUGUGCUCCAGCUAUCCGCAGCAGCUCCUGGUGCCAGCCUGGAUCACAGACAAGGAGCUGGAGAACGUGGCAGCCUUCCGCUCCUGGAAGAGGUUCCCGGCCGUUGUGUUCAGGCACCAGAGCACUGGGGCUGUGAUCGCCCGCUGCGGCCAGCCGGAGGUCAGUUGGUGGGGCUGGAGGAAUGCAGACGACGAGCACCUGGUCCAGUCCAUCGCCAGGGCAUGUGCUGUGGACUGCAGCUCCCGCAAACACCUGGCAAACGGAUCCUACAUCAAUGGAACCAAUGGAAUCAUCGGCACCAAUGACCUCGUGGACACUGACUUCGAAUCGUCCCUGACGAAUAGCUCGGAGGUAGAGACACUGGCCAUCCAGCCACAAAAGCUGCUGAUCCUGGAUGCCAGGUCCUAUGCAGCGGCUGUGGCCAACAGGGCCAAGGGAGGGGGCUGUGAAUGCCCAGAGUACUACCCCAACUGUGAGGUUGUGUUCAUGGGCAUGGCCAACAUUCACUCCAUCCGCAAGAGUUUCCAGUCCCUGCGCUUCCUCUGCACCCAGAUGCCAGACCCGGCCAACUGGCUGUCUGCUCUGGAGAGCACCAAGUGGCUGCAGCAUCUGUCUCUGCUGCUGAAGGCUGCCCUGCUGGUGUUGAACGCUGUGGACCGCGACCACAGACCUGUUCUGGUGCACUGCUCUGACGGAUGGGACCGCACGCCCCAGAUCGCUGCCCUGUCCAAGCUCUUGUUGGACCCAUACUACCGCACCAUUGAGGGUUUCCAGGUGCUGGUGGAGACUGAGUGGCUGGACUUUGGCCAUAAGUUUGCUGACCGCUGUGGCCACGGGGAGAACUCAGAGGACCUGAACGAGCGCUGCCCGGUCUUCCUGCAGUGGCUGGACUGUGUUCACCAGCUCCAAAGGCAGUUCCCAUGCUCCUUUGAGUUCAAUGAGGCCUUCCUGGUGAAGAUGGUGCAGCAUUCCUACUCGUGUCUCUUUGGCACCUUCCUGUGCAACAGUGGGAAGGAGAGGGAGGACCGUCAGGUUCGGGAGAGGACCUGCUCCGUGUGGUCACUGCUGCGACCAGCCAACCGCGCCUUGAGGAACAUGCUCUACUCCUCCCACUCCGAGACUGUGCUCCACCCAGUGUGUCAUGUACGUAACCUGAUGCUGUGGACGGCAGUCUACCUUCCCAGCUCCUCCCCCACCACGCCCUCUGACGAGUCGUGUGCACCCUAUCCUGUGCCAGGUGCCAACCCUGAGGACACUCCCCUGGGCAGACGUCCAAAGACCCGUUCCUUCGAUAACUUGCCCAGCGCAUGUGAGCUGGGGAGCUCGCUGGCCCCAAACCGGCGCUCCAGUGACCCAAACCUGAAUGAGAAGUGGCAGGACCACCGGCGCUCUCUGGAGCUCAACAUCGCUAUGGGGCCCGACGGAGGGGGAGCUCAGGAAGGGCGUGCUAACGGCCAGCCUGGAGCAGCAGGGUCUCAGGCAGGCACGGCCGACUCUGAGCCGGAAGACAGCCCUGAAGGAGGGCAGAUUGAGCUGAGAGACAGAGCCUCCAAGGGGUUGUUAGCAGCAGGAGAAGAGCUUGAGCUCUCCAUUGAGCUGGCUGUGGCAGAGGGACAGAUGGAGAACAUUCUCCAGGAAGCAACAAAGGAGGAGGUUGGUGCUGAUACUCAGAGAGAAGCGAACGCUGCUGCUCCUCCUAUUGCCGUGGCUCAAACUCUGAUUGAUGCUAAUGUUAAUGGAAGAGAGAUGGAGAAAGAGGCCAGCACCAGUGAUGGUAAGGCUGAUAAACAAGCUAACAUCAAUGGGGCUGAGAAUCAGACGGAGGCUACUAUCACUAAUGGGCAUCACCCAGAGAAGGGCACAGAUGAGCCUGAGGAGGAGUCUAGUGUCUCUCCAGGCAGUCCCACAGACGUUCCAGAGGAGCAGGAGGUGGCCGUUCCAGAGGAGCAGGAGGUGGCCGUUCCAGAGGAGCAGGAGGUGGCCGUUCCAGAGGAGCAGGAGGUGGUAGAGAAGCAGGAGGAAGUGCUGGUGAAGCAUGUUCUGGUGAACCGUACUGCCCAGGAGGAGCCAGACCACAACCCUAGCACCAGCACCCCCAGCCCAGCCCACGCUGCCCUUAGAACUAUGAUCAAUGGCUUUGGAGAGAGGACACCAGUGGCUGCUGAGAAUCACCUUCCACCAGAGCUUAAGUCCAGCAGACAUCUCUCAGAGGUCCUGGUGCAGGCUGACAAGAGGGCCUCCCUCAUGGAGAGCUCAACAGAGACUCUGACUGAAGAGGCCUGCACCAGGCCAGAGGCCCCAGUGCAGGUAUCCAUCUGUGCAGGCCCCCAGCCCUGCUCUGAAGGCAGGAGUCAACCCCCCUGCCACAGGAGAGUGAACGGGGAGGCAGAGCCAGAGCAGGGGGUACCCAGGACUUCAAAUGGAGGACACAAGCGGCCCUCCGUCAGUGCCUUCCAGUCUUUGAGUGCUGAUCCCAGCAGGGAGGGACUGUGUAAUGGCGAGAGCUUGGAGGGGGAGACCUGCAGUGGCCCUCACUGGGCCAAGGUGAAUGGGGAGCGGGCCCCACUGAGCCGCCAGGUGUCCCUGGCCUCCUGCAGCUCCCUGACCCACCACCGCCGGGGCAGCUGCUCCCAGCACCGCUGCCUCCAUGCCCUACUGGGGCGCCCUGCCGCCACACCCAGCCCCGAGCAGCCGGCCCGCAAUCACCUGGACGAUGACGGGCUGACGCUCCACACGGACGCCAUCCAGCAGCGGUUGAGGCAGAUUGAGGCAGGCCACCAGAUGGAGGUGGAGACACUGAAGAAGCAGGUGCAGGAGCUGUGGAGCCGCCUGGAGAGCCAUCACCACGCAGCAUCCCUCAGGAUCAACGGAGAUAUGGGAGACGAAGUGACCUCAAUGACAGACUCUGAGUAUAACCUGGAUGCUAGCUGCCUGUCCCGCUGCAGCACAGAGCUCUUCUCAGAGGCUAGCUGGGAGCAGGUGGACAAGAAUGACACUGAGGUGACCCGCUGGUACCCGGACCACUUGGCAGCCCAGUGCUACGGGUGUGAGAGUAGGUUCUGGCUCGCCACCAGGAAGCAUCACUGCAGUGACAGGGAGCCUGUCCAAGAGGUCUGGAACUGUGGGAAUGUAUUCUGUGCCAGCUGCUGCGAUCAGAAGAUACCCGUGCCAAGCCAGCAGCUGUUUGAGCCCACCCGUGUUUGUAAGACCUGCUACGGCAGCCUCCAGAUCAAUACAACUCCCAAUCCCAUGGAACUGGAGCUGGAAGAACCCAUCACAGCCAGCUCCAACUAGGGCCCUGGGAGGGGCUAGGCCGAGCCUCCCAGCCAAUACUCAGCUAGCCACUGACACGGUCAGGCACUCUACUGAUGAGCUCAGGAGCUGCAGAAUGUCCCAUGUACGUGUGUGCUGCAAAAUAUGGAUUUUCAUGUAUAUAGGUCUGCAAUGCCAGAUGUAGUGGAGGAGGUGAACAAGGUGUUUUUGCUAGAUGCUAAGCACUUUGAAUGGUGGUUAUGCACAGGAAUGGAUGAAUGGACAGAUUGAUGGGUGUGUGACAACACACAGAGGACUGCUGGUAGUGUUUGUCGACGUGGUGUAGGACUGGGACAGUGAUAGAGCAAGGAUAGCCUGUCUGGUCCCACUGUCCAGGGGGGGCACGAGAGGGUCAUCUCCGAAUGAUGCUGCAAAGUCUUCUUGAGGGCUUGUGUUCUGUUCAUUUUUUUUUUUUUUUACCCACUUAUAGUUCAAUUACAGGAGUGGUACCAUCAUCCAUCCCCUAGGGACUUUUCUGAAGCUCCAGUGCUUCAGAAACCACUUCUAGUGUCCAGAAUAGGCCUGGACUGUGUUGGCAAGACCUUCCAUUGACUUCUGGGGAACACCUGGAUGAACUUGGGCAGAAUUUCAACUUGCGUUAUGUGUCUGAAGUUAGGACUCUGCCCUAAGCAGGGAGGGUAUUUGGGAGUUACUGAGAUCUAACAAGUGUUAGUUUUUGAAUUGCAUCAAAGUAUGAAUCCUCUCCUAGCUGGUUCCAUUUUGCAACUCUCUUGGCGUGAAUAGGUGCCACACACUAAUGGUAGACGGUGUAGAUAAUGUUGACAGCUGGUAUUAUGACAGAGCUUCUGAACCAAUGCCGCGUUCAAAACAACUGGGAACUCAGAUCAAUCAUGUCAGUGAUCGUCAGGUCGGAAAGUCAGAGCUCUAGAAAGAGGCCUGAAUGCCCAAGUUGGAAUUCCGAGCUGGAUGACUGUUCACAUAGAUUUUUACCAGUCGGAACUAGUUUUUUUUUACGAGUUUCCAGUUGUUUUGAACACGGCAUAAAUUUAAUUUGGCAUUGUCACUUGUUUUCAGAGACCUAAAUAAACUUGAGGAGAGGCUGUGGAAAUGCAUUCAUUUACCCAUCACUUCAAAUUAGGAUGACCCCCCCCCCAAUUUACCCAGCAGGCACUUGGACAUGACAUCACGUUCAAUCCAUCACAACCAGGGUUUAAUAGGAAGUGGUGUAAUGGUUGUCAUGGGGUCACUAAAGGAUGUGCUUUAGUCAUGUUACUGUCUCAGUGUCCUCCUGUGAUGACAGGAACUCAUUUACCAAUGUGUCCUCAUCUGCAGGAUGGGUGAAUUUAUUACCCAACACUGACUGCUUAUUUAGUAACUAACUUCCUUGCUAUUAGUUGAGCAUAAUGAAACAGCCCUAAAAUAUGAAGUUGAGUCAUACACGCAUCACAAUCUUUCCCUUUGAACAUCCUCAACCACCAUUGCGUCAUGUCCUAUAUAAACCGAGGAAGUGCUGGAUAGUACAAGGGGAUGAAAUGUAUAGUACCUUGUCUCUGUGGAACAUCCAGUGUUGUUCUCUUAGCUGGUUAGCUCGGUUUUCUCCUGCUGAAUUGAGAAGUCACUUAUUUCAUCUCUCUUCAAUAAACUCCUCUCAGAUACAUUUUUGCAACAUAAAUAAUAUAUUCAGAUAAGUAUAUAGCGUUUAAGAAACGAUGUAUAGAAGAAUCCUUUUAUAGUGGCUUACCAAAUUAGUCACCAUAAACCUUUUCAUUUCUAUCUUUUUGCUGAUUGCUGGAAAAAACUAUAAUUUCAACCUGUUGGAAACGGGAAUCUUUAUUUUUUUAAGGGGGCAUGUUCCUGUUUUGAUGCUGCAGUGGUUUUCCAUUUGAUUGCGAUCAGUACCUGUUUUCAUUAUUUAUUGAUGUUGUAUUCUUGAAUUGCUGUCUCAAAUUUAGACAAUUACAUUGCCACAGGAUAAUCCGUGUUUAUCAGUAGUGGAUCUGAAGGGCCGUGAGAAAAGAUGGCCCAAAUCGGUGAGAUUCCCAUGCACUGACAGAAUGGUGGUCCGAAACAACAACCUAAUACUAUACCCCCACCUCCCACUCACAUACGGUCACGCAUACCCCACUCAUAUACAGUACAUGUACACACUACCUCUACCAUACAGACAGGAGCUCCACACACUCGUACAUGCACACAGAUAUUCUCACUGUGCUUGUAGUAGUUGAUAUUUGCUUUUCAGUUGUUCGCCAUCAAUAUUGGCCUUUUUGUUAUUAAUGAUUUUUGGGUUUUACGAGCAUUAAAUGUACAAAUACAACCCUAUACGAUGUCCAAAAUGAUAUCCUUCAAGACUGCCAAUCAUUAAUAAUGCCACUUGUCGUACUAGCAGGACACAAAUGAAUCACGGGAUUUCAGCAAUUGUUAUUAUUCACAACUCUCUACCUGAUCAGCAGACUGUGUGAAAGAGCCAUGUAUAGUUUGGACAGCCAUCUUGUAAACCAUCUGAGGGCUUAGACCAAACUCUUGACUGUUGAUCUCUUUCAAUGACCCCCUGAAUAGCUUAUACUGUGUACAUUUCAAUGGCUGGACUAAGUAGUCCAUAGCUUCAGAUCUCAAAGCCAUGUGGGUCUUUCUGGUCAUACUUUCCCAAACUGAGGUUUGACAUUGAGGGCUAAAUUAGGUUCAGAGUAAUGCUCCUUUAGACACUCAUUUCCUUCUGGCUUCCAUUAGUGUCCCUGUUGCACUCUGGCAUGGCGAGGCUAGAGGCUUGUAGGGCAGUUUCACCAUUCGUUGUUUUGCAUAGCAUUUCAGUUAAAGUAGACACUGCUACAGAAAUACAUCAAACAAUAAAGCUGAAAAUGAGUCAGUAUUAUGUCACCCACAGAAGGACUCCCAUGAGGGAUGAGCCUGUUUUUCUUUUGGUGCUGUUGUGGGACAUAGCUGGAUAUGAUGAGUAUGUGGAGGAUUUACAUUGUCUGUCUGGAGGAGCCCCUACACUUUCUGUCUGGAGGAGCCCCUACACAUUGUCUGUCUGGAGGAGCCCCUACACUUUGUCUGUCUGGAGGAGCCCCUACACUUUGUCUGUCUGGAGGAGCCCCUACACUUUGUCCAGUUGGGUUUGAGUUAUUUUGAUAUUCUUGGGCUUUCAUUUCUCUUCCCUCGUGUGAUUUAAGAAGCUGUCCACCACGUAGUUCCCCAUAGGAGGCAUCCCUGCAAUGGCCCAGGAAUCCGGUGUAAAUGCAAGUGUUUCUGAGCGUGUGUGUCAGAGGGAAACUGGUGCCAAGCAGUUCUUAUACAGGUCUUUAACAAAGCAGUGGAGUCUGCUGAGAGACGGCUCAUAAUAAUGGCCCGACCAGCGCAAAUGGAAUGGCAUCAAAUACAUGGAAACCAUGUGUUUAAUCUAUUUGAUACUAUUCCCGCUCCAGCUAUUACCAUGAGCCCGUCCUCCCCAAUUAAGUUGCCACCAACCUCCUGUGUAAUAAAGGGAUAACUAAUGUGCUUUUGAUUUGUUUUCCUCCUUUACAGUUAUCUUUAACAAGCACUUUCAUCCUUCUCAUGUAUCGUCGGUCGCAGAGGACUUUGUAGCCGUUUCCUGUAACAGGACAUAGCAGUUUCUUGUAACAACAAGUGCUCUUUUUGUUUAGUAUGUUUAUUUUUGUUUUGUUGAAUUUACUUUAAAGAGCAUUACAUUGAUGUAGAAAUAAAGGAAAAUAAAGUGG